Podarcis lilfordi (Lilford's wall lizard) is the source of this 478-nucleotide messenger RNA. The record is from the annotation of a GenBank genome assembly. Lineage: Eukaryota; Metazoa; Chordata; Lepidosauria; Squamata; Lacertidae.
AUGGAUGUUACUCACACCCCUCUGCUCGCCCCAUUCUCAAAAGUUCACUUGACAGUGGACACCUCAUCUGGAUUUAUCUGGGCCACCCCAUUGAAGGGUGAGACCGCUCGUCACGUCAUUCAGCACACCCUGCGCUGUUUUGCUGUGAUGGGUAAGCCACAAAGCAUUAAAACGGAUAAUGGCCCAGCCUAUGUAUUUCCUCUCAGUUUUCAUCCUUUUGUGAUUUAUGGAAUGUGAAAUUAAUCCAUGGUUUGCCUUUUAAUUCAACAGGACAGGCGAUUGUGGAGAGGGCGCACUUGACCUUCAAGACACUGCUGUCCAAACAACUUGGAGGUCGAAAUGCCCCCUCCGCCGAGAUUCCUUCAAUUGUGCAUACUGUUUUAUUCACUCUUAACCAUUUUUUUGUAUCCCCAUAAUAGGGAAUAUACACCGGCUGGCUGCAUCCACAGCACCUUCGAAGACAUCGACGCUCAGCUAG